UGGGUGGUGACCGGGAUGGAUUCCAAGGGACCGCUAGGACCAGCAAGGGCAAGGGAGGGAUUCGGACGUGGGGACACCUUCGGGGACCACCUGCAGCAUUUGUGCUUUUCACCCAGCCACGCCGUUAACGAGAUCACUGAGGCCAAACGAGAUGGCGGACGCACAGGAACGCGAGCAAGUCUUCGAGCUGGUCGUGAAGCAGACCUUCCUGGAAUUCGUGCCUUCGGAGCCACGGACUUCGCUCGGGCUCGCGGCCCGCAGCCACAGUGCACCGCCCCCACCGAGGAGCAGCGAAGCGACGGAAGAUGUGGAAGAUGACUCGAAUCAGUCCGCCUCCUCGUAUCAGGCUGAGAAGGCUGAAGACACAGACCAUGAGGGUGAACAUUCCAUCGGUUCCACAUCACACCGGGUCGGGCUUUGCAAGCCAUGUGCUUGGUACUGGAAACCUGGAGGAUGCAUGAAUGGCGCCCAGUGCAGGCACUGCCACCUCUGCCCCCACGGCGAGCUCGGCCGUCGCAAGCGCAUGAACCGGAAAAUCGCCCGCAACACGCGACAGGCCCAGGCAGACGACCCGGCGCCCGCCCAGUCCCUCCAGAGCGACUCCGAGACCGCCGAGCCUGAGCCCGAGAUGGAGGUGACCAGUUCCGAGGUCGACGCCACGCCCCUGUCGCUGUUCCACGCGGUGCCAGUCCACGAUGGGUCGAGCGAUCGCCUUGGACCGCACAUGCUGCAGGCGCCGGGCAUGCCGCCGUUGACGCACCCGCCGCCGAUGUGGCGGCCGGGCUAUGGUCGGGCCCAGACGUGGAGCACCACGCCGAGCUCCGCACGACCGAGCUUUGUGCGAAGGGCCCAAACCUGGCAAAGCGCGCCGAGUCCCACGCCAGGCUCUAGCAGCAUCUCUGCAGCGGCAAUGCCGCUCAGCGCGGGUGCUCUUGCCGAAGGCGUCGCUCGCGUGCCGGUCUUUGUGAUCCUGCCGGUAUCGGCCGCGUUGGAGGAUGUCCCGGCUUUUUGUCAUCCAUGAAACCAGCCCAAAGGUGACCCAUGUGCCAUCUCAGUGGAAUGGGGCGAGCCAGAUGUGAUCGUGUGUGGUUUGAAGAAGUUGGAUGAGUUAACCAGGAAAAGAAUGAA
This is a messenger RNA of Durusdinium trenchii, 1128 nucleotides long. Lineage: Eukaryota; Dinophyceae; Suessiales; Symbiodiniaceae. The record is from the annotation of a GenBank genome assembly.